Molecule: messenger RNA, 258 nt
Organism: Aspergillus wentii DTO 134E9
Lineage: Eukaryota; Fungi; Ascomycota; Eurotiomycetes; Eurotiales; Aspergillaceae
Exons: 3
Coding region: 1-258 (85 amino acids)
Source: RefSeq, a predicted model, not a curated record
AUGAAACUUGCCUUCUCCCUCUUCGCCCUGGCAGGCAUCCAAUCUGCUUUUGCUGACUGUAGGGCAGAUCGCGAGGCAGUGGUGCCAUACAUCGGAGAAAAGCUCGAUAGUGAUGUGUUUGAUCUCGUCAACUCAACUACGUUCCAGUUUCUUACGCCGGACAACACAGAGGCUGAUAUUGAAGUACAUGAGGACAACCCUGUGUUGACUUUUGAUGUUGAUUUUGAUAAAACCAUUCUCAUGGUUUAUUGCUUCUAA